Amblyraja radiata (thorny skate) is the source of this 7535-nucleotide messenger RNA. It is a transcript of the gene ly75, whose product is annotated as lymphocyte antigen 75. Bases 103 to 5355 code for a protein of 1750 amino acids. The record is from RefSeq and is a predicted model, not a curated record. NCBI's taxonomy places the organism in Eukaryota, Metazoa, Chordata, Chondrichthyes, Rajiformes, Rajidae. The transcript has 35 exons.
GCCGGCGCGGGAGGACUCGCCGGUGGCGGCGCGGUAAGGAGGUGCGGUGCGGUGCGUUACGUGCGGCAGUUUAGUCGCGCUGUGGUUGCAGCGCAGGGAGCCAUGAAGAGCGGCCGUUCCGCCGGACACUCGUACAUCCACUUGGCUCUCAUCUUCCUCGGGCGUUGCGCAGUAACGGCUUCACAGACUCCAGGUAAUGGCAUCUUUGCUAUCCAGCACCAAGGCAGUGUAAAAUGCCUCAAAGUAAAUGCCUCUGGAAUUACAAUGGACACCUGCAAUCAACAAGAGCAGUUUCAACAAUGGAAAUGGCUGUCUGGCCAUCAGCUGUUUAAUAUCGGCGACAGAAAAUGCCUUGGUCUUGAUACUUUAAACCAAGCACAACCAUUAAAAGUAUUUGAAUGUGAUGCAGGAGGUAUAUUUACAUGGUGGCGAUGCAAAAAGUACACAGUUUAUGGUUCCUCAUCCUAUAAACUGACCGUUGAACAUGGCAACCCAACAGUAGACAUUGAUGCAACUGAUGCUUGGAAGCAAAGCGGCUCUGACAGCGAUGUUUGCGAGCAACCUUAUCGCGAGGUUUAUACCAUUGACGGGAAUGCUUAUGGAAAGCCCUGCGUCUUCCCAUUUAAGUACAGAGGAAACUGGUACCAUGAGUGCACCACAGAAACAAAUAGAGUGGAGGAAUGGUGUGCAACAACUGGUAACUAUGACCGAGACAGUAAAUGGGGAAAGUGCUUGAAACCAGAUCCUGAAUGUAAAACAUUCUGGGAGACAGACAACACUGGACAGACUUGCUACCAUUUUAACUUUCAGUCUUUCCUUUCCUGGUCUGAUGCUCGACUUUCCUGUCAGAGUCAAGGAGGGGAUCUAUUGAGUGUUCCUGAUCCACAAGUUCAGAAGUAUAUUGCUGAGCAGGCAAAUAUUCCAAAUAAAUUGUGGAUUGGUCUGAAUCAGCUGAACGUGGCCGGCGGCUGGCAAUGGUCAGAUGGGACACCUUUAGACUUUGUCAAUUGGGACGAUGGUAUGCUUGGAUUAUAUCAUCUUGAGGAAUCCAGUUGUGCUGCACUGAGCUCGGAGUCUGGUCACUGGCAGGCAAGAUCUUGUGAAGCUGCUCUACCAUAUGUAUGCAAGAAACACUUCAAUCAGACAAGAUUAGAGUCCAUCGAUUCUUGGAAGUACUUCAACACAGAAUGUGAACCCAACUGGCUUGCCUACAAUGGCUUCUGCUUUUUUAUGCAUAAGGAAGAGUUGAAUUGGGGUGAUGCAAGUAGCUUCUGCAAAUCCAAUGAAAGUGAACUCAUCAGCAUACACUCAUUGGCGGAUGUGGAGCUGGUUGUCACCAAGCUUCAUGAAGCCUACAGAUCUGAGGUUUGGACAGGAUUAAGUACCACCAGUUUUCCAGCCUUGUUUAACUGGUCAGAUGGAUCUACCGUGACAUUCACUUACUGGGACAAGGGGGAACCCAAUAUCCCCUAUAACACCACAACACACUGUGUAUCCUACUCUGGAGAGUUGGGUCGAUGGAAGGUUGAACAAUGUGACAUGAAGCUACCAUAUGUUUGUAAAAAGGUGGGCAAGGUUAGGAAUGAAACAGGUCUGGCUGAUGUAGGAUGCCCACAGAAUGAGAACUGGAAAAGACAUGGAAAUUACUGCUACAAACUUGAUCCAAUAGAAGUAGAUUUUGAUUCCAAAUGUCAUCUUACGAUACAAAACAGGUUCGAGCAAGAAUUCAUUAAUAGUCUAAUUGCAAAACACACCUCAAAAUUUGGCCACUACAUCUGGACAAGUUUGCAAGAUAAAAAUGGUACAGGAGAAUACACAUGGUCUGCACAAAAUAAGGAGAGAGAACCUGUAACCUAUACAAACUGGAAUACAUUUCAACCAAAUGCUCCAGGUGGAUGUGUCAUUAUGACAACAGGACAAUCUCUUGGUCGUUGGGCAGUUGGGAACUGUAAGAAGAUAACUGCAAUGUCCAUUUGUAAGAAGAGUAUUGCCAAUAACACGGGAACUGAAGAAACGCUUCCAACAGGUCCUUGCCCCACUGGUUGGCUGACGAAUGCCGAAAUCCAUCACUGUUACAAGAUAUUUCAUCACGAGAGAGUGGUAAGAAAGAGAACCUGGGAAGAAGCUGAGCGAUUCUGUGAGGCUUUGGGAGCCCAUCUACCAAGUUUCAGUCACCACGAUGAAAUGGUAUAUCUUCACAGCUUGCUGCGAAAAACAAUCAGUGAUGAACGGUGGUUUUGGGUUGGAUUAAACAAGAGAAAUCCAGAUUCCAAAGGCUCUUGGGAAUGGAGUGAUGGCCGGCCGGUUUCCUUGGUGGUCUUACCAGUUGAAUUUAAAGAAGAUGGUUUUGCUGUGCGAGAUUGUAGUGCAUUUCAGACACAGAAACCUUUAUGGAAUUAUUUUAUGUUUGACAUCCGAAGGAAAUUUGAUUAUCACUUAAUGCCUUUCCACUGCGACAUUAGACUUGAAUGGAUUUGCCAGAUACCGAAAGGUGUUGAAUUGAGGACCCCAGACUGGUAUAUUCCAGAUGGGGAGAGUAUUCAUGGGCCCACAGUUGUUAUUGAUGGGAAUGAGUAUUGGUUUGUGAACAAUACUAUGCUAACCUACCAAGAAGCUGAUCUAUAUUGCACAAGAAAUGAGAGCAAAUUGGCUUCCAUAACAUCCAGACCUGCAAUAAAAAUGAUUAAAACUCAUCUACAAAAGCACUUUGCUAUGUUGCCAAAGUGGUGGGUAAAGAUGAUCGAUUAUAAUGUAAUGAACAGUCGUUUUUUGAGUCCAUAUGACAUUUACCACCGAUUUAUAUCCUUCCACAACCAGUACAGGGAUUGUUGGUUUAUAACCCCAUAUUAUGCGAGGUGGAGAGUCUUUCCCCCCACAGAAUAUCAUGAACAAAUAGACUGCUUCAGGCGCCUUCCAUUUAUUUGUCAAAAGCUCAAUAUAUCGUCACUGGAGCCAUGGUCUCCUGAAACUGGUGAUAAGGGCAGUCCAUGUACAGGUGAUUGGAUCCCCUUCGGCGAUAAUUGCUACAACUUUAUAAUGCCACAACGUCUUUCAUGGGAACAUGGACAACGUGUCUGUCAGAGCCUUGGGGGUAACUUGCCAACUAUAGCCAAUUCCGUCGAACAAGAUUUUAUUGUAUCUCAUUUACCGUCACUGCCACGACGCUUGUGGCUUGGUAUGCAGCCUUCAAGUGGAAUUGGAAACAACGUUUGGGUGACAGGAAGACCUGUUGAUUACUACAAUUGGCUCUCAUCAUUUAGAGUUGAGAUGGAGCUAGAUUUAGAUCUCUUUAAUAUAGAAAAACGCUGUGCUCUGCUGCUCAAUGAGGCUAACAGUUCAUACAUUGGAAAAUGGGAUUUUGUAGUGUGUGAGGAUCAGCAAUUCACUGCUGUAUGCCAAAAACGUCAAGGUUCUGUCAAUCGGACAACAUCUCAACAUUUAAAUGACACCUUGAAUUAUCUGAACCAUACUUACAUAAUAAUCAACAAGAACCUAACUUGGGAGGAAUCCCUCACAGAAUGUCAAAAGAAUGGUUACAAAUUGGUCAGCAUCACUGAACCCUACCAUCAAGCCUUCCUCACAGUUACUGUCAGCUUGCUUGGACAUAGAGUGUGGAUCGGACUCUACAGCCAAGAUGAUGGAUUAUACUUCCGCUGGUCUGAUGGAAGGCAUACAACAUACAGCCAUUGGAGCAUGGAUGACUCGGCCCCUACUGAUAAUUGUGUGUACAUGGAUGUGGAUGGGUAUUGGAAAACAUUGGGCUGUGAUUCAGUUUUGCCAGGUGCCCUUUGUCAUGUUCAACAAAAAAAACAAGAACCAGAAGUGAUCGAUGUUGAAACUGUGAGAUGUCCCCAUAAGAUUCAAGGAGCAUUAUGGAUACCAUUCAGAAAUAAUUGCUACACCUUUCUGACUCAUCCUGAAAAGCCAAGUUUUUUUCAGGAGAGCUCUUUCCACGCCAUGUGCAAGAAUUUGGAUCCACACUCCAAGACGUUGACUAUUAGGAGUGAAAAAGAAAAUAACUUUAUCAUUGAACAACUUAAUAUUCAAAAUUACCUCUACAAGUGGGUGUGGCUUAAUGUUGUAUAUAAUGGAAAAAACAUGAUGUGGUACGACGGUUCUUAUGUGCAUUUUUCAAAAUGGCGCUCUGAAAGACCAAACGUUCUCAACACGCAUCAAAGCUUCCUUGCAGCCGUCCUUGAUAUGGAUGGGUUUUGGUACCUGGCUACCCAUCCGUUCCGCCAGACAAAGUUGAUACUUCAAAGUGUCUUUGUUUGUAAAAUUGAAAAUGACUCUGAUCCAAGUAACUUUGAACCGCUUCCUGAAAAAGUGCAGUAUGGAAACUACACUUACAUGUUACUUCGGAAGAAGAUCAAUUGGUACGAUGCAAUGCAGCAAUGCAAGAAGUCCCAACAUCAACUCGUCAGUGUAUAUGACGAAUCUCAGCAUGUGUUCCUGAAAAGCUUGGUGAAGUCGGAUGGUUUUCCUCUCUGGAUUGGCUUAUUCAGCCAAGAUGGAGGAUCAACAUUUGAAUGGUCAGAUGGAAGCAAUUCGGAUUACAGACCUUGGGAGUAUUCCCAUCUUAAUUCAAAGGGCAAUUGUGUAUACAUGGACACGAAAGGCUUCUGGAACCGCACUAGUUGUAGCACCAUGGGUGAUGGAGCUAUAUGUUAUGUUUCACAGAAUGAAGAAAAAUCUUCAACACAGCCAGAAAAAACCUCAAUGUUCUGUCCUCAGAAAAAUGGAAAAUCACCGUGGAUCAGAUUCAAAGACAACUGCUAUGCAUUCGACAUGGGUAUAUACAACUGGUCUGUAUAUACCAUGGAAGAAACCAAAUCAAUUUGCCAGCAUCUAGAUUCCUCGGCUACAAUUUUGAGCAUAAAAGAUAGCGAAGAAAAUGACUUUGUAACCAGGCAGAUAAAAAUGGACCAGGGAAUUACUGGAGAGAUCUGGCUGGGAAUUCGUCAGAAUAUUAAAGAUAAAUCCUUACGGUGGCUGGAUGGUUCAAUCAUUUCUUACGCCAACUGGAUGAAUACAAAUCUCUCAAAUUCAACUCAAGGGACGUGUGCUGUUAUAUCAUCAAGAAACGGGUUGUGGAUUCUAACUAACUGUUCGCAGAGGCAUAGCAGACUCGUGUGUAAAGCUCCAAUACAAUCCAACCACAGAGUUGCAGCGUUGGUGAUAACAGUGAUUUUUAUCCUGGUACUAAUCUGCGGGAUUGUGUGGUUUUUAUAUAAGAAGAAUAAAUGGCGAUGGGCUAAUCCUUUUGGGACUGUACACUAUGAACGUAGUUACAAUAAUCCCUCCGACACUGACAGUACAGUUAUGAUAACAGAACUUAAAGAAUUCCACGAUUGAAAUCUCUUGCGGUUGUGUUAUCAGACUAUUGAGAAAUUUCAAAAUAUGGGCCAGAUCUUGAUGCCUUGCAUCCCAUCCCCUCCCCCCACCUGCUCUAACACCCAUGCUAAACUGGUUUAAUUGCAGAGGGGUGUUGUAAUGGGAUGAAGCAGCCUGGAUUCCAGCCAUGCGGCAGCUUCUCUAGUGACUGAAGAAAGCCUUUCUUUAAAACACCCCUUUCACCCUCUAACAGCUGGUCGAAGCCCCACCCCUAGCUUUGUCAGCGGCAGAAAUCGUGUCAUUCAAAAAAGUUUAUCUUUUGACUAUCUCAAAGAUCCAGAAACACUUAGACUAUUAAAAUGAAGUAAAAGGCCACAGUGCUGUGGUAACUCAGCAGGCCAGCCUCAUCUCUGGCGAACAUGGAUAGGUGACGUUUCAGGUCGAGACCCUCUUCUGAUUAGCCUCAAGAAGGGUCCCGACACGAUACGUCACCUAUCCAUGUAUUCCAGGGAUGCUGCCUGGCCUGCUGAGUUACUCCAGCACUUUGUGCCCUUUUGUGUAGACCAGCAUCUGCAGUUCCAUGUUUCUAAACUGAAAUAACCCAUUUAAUUUGACUAAUAACAAUAAUUGAAUUUAUUGAAAAUAAACUUAACUAUAAAUACUUGUGUAAUUAAACAACAUUAAAUUGAAGAAAAAUGAUUUGAAAGAAAGCUUGCUUCCGAAUCCAAAUCUCCAUAAUCCCCGUUGAAAUCCGAUUCUGCGGCAGGUCUAACCAGGCUAAGGAUCUGUUGGGGAAAGUUUGAUGGAGCUUAUCAGAUUUGCGAUUGAAAACCAUGAAAAUAACCCUGAAGUUGAUACAGUUUCCACGCUGCAUGUUCCGUUCAAAAUUGCCACAAAAUCUGCCCCAUUGACGUUGUCCUUUGUUGUUGAUUGCUGAAUAAUCUUGCUGAUGUGUAAAUAUUUCCUGAUUUGCACUACUUAUAUUUUCUGACACAUGCUGCUACGCGUUACUACUGUAGUAGGUUGCAGAAAUUGUGUUCUGUUAAGUAUUUGCUUUGAAAAGUUAUUUUUAUACUGUAUUAUGUAAACAUUCCAGUGUUUCACAGAAUCAUAAUAUAUGCAGAUGCAGAACGGAAUUCCAAAAAAAACUGGUGUAAUUUUUUUUGCCAAUCUUGUGUUACAAUGUAAUGCAGUUGCUUUUAUAGCUGGUGCUUAUCGAUAUCUUUGUACAUUUCUUUAAGCCAUUAAUAAUGAGAAAUUUAACGUGUUUUUUUUAAAAGUGUUAAGUCCGUAACACAGUUCUGGGUUUUAGAUAAUGUGCAUAAAAUGGGGAAAGUUGCUUUUGUCAAAGAAAUCAUCCUAAUUCCUUUGUCAGUGCCUUGUGAUAUUCUCCUCUAAGCUAAGCCUCAAAUUGAGGUUUGGUGCCGUGAAAUAAUCAUCUAUUCCAAAUAAUAAUAGAUUAAUAGACCAUUAUAAUGCUCACAUUAUAUUCUGAUUUUCUUUUCAAGGGUAUCUGGGUUUAUUACUAUAAAAUACUCCUUUUCAAAUAGUAUAUACAAUAAAGAAAUUACUGUUUACAAUGAGGCCACUUGUUCUGAUUUGGAAAAUUGCAGUCUUUAAACUAUAUGGAUGUUCUAAGCAUCGUUUUUGAGGUUCUGCUAUGCUAUUUAUGCAUAUUUAUGGAGCUGCAACUAUUAAAAACUUAGGCGUAGAGAAUAAUUACUGUAAUUAUUUUUAAUUGGGGGAUUUGACAGCAGCAGCUAUAAUUGAAGAACAUUGGUCUACCUACAAUUAUACUACUGUCAAUUUAGUGAAUGCCAUAAUGCUGGGAUUUUUUUGAAUAAGUGUAUAUUUACAAAGUCUAACGACCAAAAAUUCAGAGCUUUACUUGGCCAUAUGUGAAUAACAUGAACUUGAAUUUGUUUUAAAUUGUGGCAAAAAAAUUCUAUAAUUGUUCUGUGGAAAUUAAACUUAUAACACAGUAUUUGUAUGGGCAUAUUAAUAUUACUUUGAAAUUUCAUGUAUUUUUGUAAUAAAAUUAAUUUUGUUGCAAAAGCUCAAAUUCUCAACUGCAAUAUAUACAGGAUUUCCAAGAGUGAGAGAAAUGUUUGAUUCACUUCACCUGUUCAUUCAUCUUCCACAAAUUAAAGUGUAAAUUGAUUUUAAAAAUAUUAAAGUAUUAUCUCAUGUGUAAAACAAAA